AUGGCGAGGCCACGACAAUCGGUGAAAGACGAGCGGCGAAUGCGUGCGACAAGCGGUGAGGCGGAGGCACGACAAAUGGGACAGAUGAGCGGUGAUCUACGAGUAGUGAGGUGGCGACACGACCCUCACUUCAACUUUAGUGAUCGUAGGGCAGCCACCAAAGACUUCCGGCGGGACAGCGUCUUAGGAGAGGGAGGCUUCGGCUCGGUUUACAAAGGUUGGAUUGACGAGAGCACACUGGCGGCAUCACGACCCCGCUCGGGUAUCGUUGUGGCCAUCAAGAGGCUGAAACAGGACGGGUGGCACAAGGAAUGGUUGACUGAGAUCAACUACCUGGGGCAGAUUAGUCAUCUGAAUCUCGUGAAGUGA
This is a messenger RNA of Striga asiatica, 369 nucleotides long. The record is from the annotation of a GenBank genome assembly. Lineage: Eukaryota; Viridiplantae; Streptophyta; Magnoliopsida; Lamiales; Orobanchaceae.